CCGAGCGGCCGACGCGCCUCCGGGCUACAUUCCAUUUCCAGGGAUUGUUCUGCUGCUGCCGAGGCUCGCGCCCAUGCCCAUGUCCUAGGACGAUGGCGAGCGUCGCCUUUUGCAUCGCAUUGUUGCUUGUCUGUUUCGUAAGCUGUACAGAUGGCAUUGAAAUCAAAAUAUGGGAGAAUAAUGGAAUCAACAGUUAUCUCGUUAGCAGGAGUAGGACUGCUAAAGUGAUGGAGGUUUAUUCCAUCUUUUUACAAGUGCAAUCAGAUCGGAAUCAUUACCCAUUUUCUGGAGUCCUUUUUGUGCACGUUUUGAAGAGAGAGUACUUUAAAGGGGAAUUUCCUCCCUAUUCAAUGAAACUUGCUGAUGCCAAGAUUGAUCCGAUUACGUUUAAGACAAAUCUGAAAGGAUAUCCAGACAGACCUGGCUGGUUGCGAUACAUUCAAAGAACUCCAUACAGUGACGGUGUACUUUAUGGAUCACCAACCAUUGAGAAUGCUGACAAACCAACAAUAAUUGAGAUCACUGCUUAUAACAGAAGAACAUAUGAAACUGCACGCCAUUCUCUGAUUCUCAACAUCGUGGCUUUAAAUGAUUAUUCCUUGCCAUAUCAAGCGGAGUUUUUUGUGAAGAACAUGAAUGUGGAAGAAAUGUUGGCGAGUGAGGUCAUUGGUGAUUUCCUUGGUGCGGUGAAGAAUGUUUGGCAGCCGACUCAUCUCAAUGCUAUCAACAUCACCUCGGCUCUCGACCGAGGUGGGCGAGUGCCUCUUCCCAUCAAUAACAUGAAGGAAGGGGUUUACGUCAUGGUGGGUACGGACUUGGUGUUUUCAUCGUGUCUAAGAGAGGUGGAAACUCCUCAGAAUCAACAGAAGUGUAGCCAGGAAAUGGAACCCAGCAUUAGUUGUGACAAGAAAUUCAGAGCCCAGUUUGACAUUGACUGGUGUAAACUGUCUUUGGUUGAUAAAACGAAAAAUCCUUCGGUGGCCCAUAAGGAGGUUCGAGGAGAUGGUAUCCUGCCUGAUGAUGGAGAGUAUAAGCCUCCUUCAACUAACCUGAAGAGCAAGGAUUAUUACACAGACUUUGUUAUUACACUAGCAGCACCAGUUGCUGUUGCAAUGGUGCUGUUUGUUAUCCUUGGUUACAUCAUGUUCUGCCGUCGAGAAGGAGUGCAAAAGAGAAACAUGCAAACACCAGACAUCCAGUUGGUGCAUCAUAGCUCCAUCCAGAAGUCUACCAAGGAGCUUCGAAACAUGUCGAAGAACCGGGAAGCAGCUUGGCCUCUCUCCACACUGCCAGUGUUUAACCCUGUCACUGGCGAGAUCAUGCCACCCCUUCACCACUCAGACAACUGUGACACCUCCAACAUGCCACUAAUGCAGACACAACAGAAUCACCCAUUACAGACACAGCUGCCCCAGCAGCAAGGUGCAGGAGAAUUUUGUAUGUCGACAUUUCUGCAAUUUGAGAUAAAUGGCAAACCUGAGGAAGGAAAACUGAAUGAAGCAUUUACCUGAUUCCACUUCUUCUGUAUACUGACCAAAUGCAUGAUCUGUUUUUACUGUGCGCUAACGUAUUAUUUUAAAUCUAUACUGCCACUGCACUUCACAAAUAUAUAUUAUACAUUUUAUUCCAGCAUUGAAAAAGCAGCAUUUUUGCACAUGUUUUAUACAAGCAAUUUAAAUAAUUUUAUUUAAUUUUUGUUAAAAAAGGAAAAUGUUUGUAUUGCAUGUAGAGAAAAUUGUCAAUUACCUAAUAAUGUCCAAAGCAAUGUUACAUUGUGUCAUUAAUAAAUAACUUGCAUAUUCAGUU
Amblyraja radiata (thorny skate) is the source of this 1806-nucleotide messenger RNA. It is a transcript of the gene sgce, whose product is annotated as sarcoglycan, epsilon. Gene Ontology annotation, cellular component: membrane; sarcoglycan complex. Lineage: Eukaryota; Metazoa; Chordata; Chondrichthyes; Rajiformes; Rajidae. The coding region runs from base 93 to 1511 and encodes 472 amino acids. The record is from RefSeq and is a predicted model, not a curated record. The transcript is spliced from 13 exons.